Messenger RNA from Gigantopelta aegis, 1030 nucleotides. RefSeq lists its product as uncharacterized. The record is from RefSeq and is a predicted model, not a curated record. The coding region runs from base 11 to 886 and encodes 291 amino acids. Lineage: Eukaryota; Metazoa; Mollusca; Gastropoda; Neomphalida; Peltospiridae. The transcript has 2 exons.
GAGAAAGAUAAUGCCAAAUAAUCGACUGGUAUCCACUGAUGUGGAGUGUCAACCGGAUCAUGCCUACAACCAGUCUACAAAGUCUCUCAAAGUUAUGUGGACAGAACCAAACGGCAAUUGUUAUGAAUUACAAACCGAAAACGUAUCCCAGGGAAUAUAUGUCUCGAAGAAACCUACAAAGACGAUGUCAGUGCCAUUGAAGCCUGCAUGCAAGUCGGAUCUACCUAGUACAACCAUUUCACAUAACAUUGGUCCGAAAAAGAAGGGAAGCAACUCUGUUAAUCAUAAUCAGAUGGAAGAAAAUGAGUCAUCUAGUAUCAAGGGAGAUAAUCGCAGUAUACCCGAUCAUAAGAUUCCAAUGCAAAGGAUGAAUUCAUUUGAAUUUCCUGUCCAAUCAGAAUCGCUGGCUUCCAUAGCUGACCAAUCAGAGGAACCGUUACUGGAUCACCAUGGAGAUGUGGUUGAUGGUGGUGUUCAUGAGUUCUGGGCAGAAGAUGCCGGUGAAGUAAAUAAUGCCGUUGGAACCGUUGUCUCAGCCGAUGCUGAUCCCGGGUUUCUACACAAUGUAGUGAAUCAAGAGGUCAUCGAGACUGAGGAAUCAAAAGAUUCACUGCUUGAAGAAUCAAGAUCAGUUUUGGCUCUUGGCGAAUAUAAAAAAGGCAUGGACCUUGGGAAACAGAAAAUGGUUAUGAUAACUGGUCCGUUUGGAGAUAAACAGUGCAUCAUGCUUACCAUGAAGGACCCAGUUGCAGAAAUAAGAGGAGCAGGUUUGGAGCAAUCCCAAGCUGAUAGAAAUAGAGAUACACAGUCUUGUGACAUCAUGCUUACCGUGAAGGACCCAGUGGCAGAAAUAAGAGGAGCAGGUUUGGAAGCAAUCCCAAGCUGAUAGAAAUAGAGAUACACAGUCUUGUGACAUCAUGCUUACCGUGAAGGACCCAGUGGCAGAAAUAAGAGGAGCAGGUUUGGAGCAAUCCCAAGCUGAUAGAAAUAGAGAUACACAGUCUUGUGACAUCAUGCUUACCGUGAAGGA